GCGUCGGACAGACGGCGUCAUCGGCGGUGCCGAGCUCAGACUCCCGCCGACCGCCGGAGCCAUCGCCUGCAUCAGGCGCGUGUUCCAUGGGUUGCAGGCUGUGUCCCCUCGUGGUCGCAGCGGUGGUGGCCUGCGUCGCCGCUGCCCUGCGCGUGCAGCGAGACGUUUCCGAAACUCCGGUCUUCGUGGUCACCGAUGACACUCACAAGCACGAAGACGAGGAUGUGCCUCCCUUUUCGGCGCCCAGACCACAUUUCGUGGGUCAGUGCAAUCGCGUGCCCAACUGGGUCAUGACAGAACGUUCCCCAGGCUACAAUAACUUCAGCAUUGUCAUCUCUGGGAAUCCAAAGAAGUAUGUUCCUGGAGAGGCGUACACGGUUUCAAUCCGUGGACGCAAAGAAGCUCUCGGUGGAGCAACUUCGCAAAAGUUCAUCGGCUUCACUUUAGUCGUAGAACCCGACGAACAAAAUAGAAUCACCCAAGACGUCGGCAACUUUCAGUUAUUUGGAGAUGCCUUAUCUAAAUUUUCAGAAGACUGCCCCCACGCUGUUAUGCAAACGUCGCUAGUGCACAAAGCCGAGGUCAGCGUGCUGUGGGUGGCACCGCCGCCAGCGUCCGGAUGCGUCAUUUUCAAAGCAACAGUAGUUGAAAACAGAGACGCAUGGUACAUGGAUGAAGGAGAAUUAACAAAAGAGCUAUGCCAGGAAGAACAGGAGAACGAAGACGAGCAGCCAGAGGUACUUGACGAAUGUUGCGCCUGUGACGAGGCCAAGUACGAGAUGACCUUCGAGGGACUUUGGUCGAGAUACACGCAUCCCAAGGGAUUUCCAGACAAUGAGUGGUUGACCCACUUUUCGGAUAUAAUUGGAGCCUCCCACGGAUCCGAUUUCAAGAUCUGGGAGUACGAAGGGUACGCCUCGGAAGGCGUCAAGAGCGUGGCCGAGCACGGGGCUACCAAGAAGCUCGAAUCUGAGCUCAAGGCCGAGUCGGGCAAGAUCCGCACCAUCAUCAAGGCUCGCGGCCUCUGGUACCCGAACGUGAAUGGCAAGACGUUCGCCGUGUUCCGAGUGGAUAAGAAGCACCACGUGAUGUCCAUUCUGUCCAUGCUGGGACCCAGCCCGGACUGGAUCGUGGGCGUCAGCGCUCUUGAACUUUGCCUCAAGAACUGUUCCUGGAUCACCGAGAAGACGAUGAACCUCUACCCGUGGGAUGCCGGCACCAGCGAAGGAGACACCUACGUUAUUGGCCAGAAAGAGGCGACGUCGCCUCAACAGCGGAUCCAGCGGAUCACGUCGAGUCAUCCCCACCACCCGGACUCACCGUUUUACGACCCCACUGGUGCUCCUAUGAAGCCUGUCGCACGACUCACCGUCACUCGGCAAAGAAUUUACGAGAAAUCGUGCGACGACGACGUUGAGGCCUUCACGCCAACCUUUGAGUUGCCCACGACAGUUGACCAAAGACCGGAGUGUGCCGUGACUGAGUGGUCCCACUACGGCCCCUGCAGCGCUAGCUGUGGUCAAGGUAUACGUACUCGAACAAGGAGCUAUUUGAUGCGAGACAAAGCCCACAUGUUCAACUGCAAGACGCAGCUCAUCGACAGGGACACCUGCGAAUCGGAGUGCAAUGGCGAUGUGAGCUGUGAGACGACGCUGUGGAGCAGUUGGAGUGAAUGCAGUGCCACGUGCGGCAAAGGGAUGCGACACAGACGGCGCAAGUACAAGCAUCACAUGGCGAGGAAGCUGUGCGCACUAGAACUCAUGGAGAAAGAAAUGUGCGAGGGGCCCAUGCCAUCCUGCAAGGACCCUCCAGAAGUUAUUGAUCCGGACUGUGCGGUGACUCAAUGGUCGGAAUGGUCCCCGUGCCCUGCUACCUGCGGAAAGGGAGUGAAGGUGCGCACCCGAGCCUACCUCAAUGCCAAGACGGCUGCCAUGGCAAUGUGCAACGUCGAGCAACUACAGAAGGCACCCUGCAUGGCAGAGAACCUGGAUUGCCGCAUAGACCCUAAGGAAGCACACGAAAUCUGCCACCUGCCAAAGGAUAUAGGCCCGUGCCGCGGCUACUUCCCACGUUGGUACUACGACGCAUCCAAGCGCAUGUGUCUGCAGUUCGUGUACGGUGGCUGUCGCGGCAACAGAAACCGCUUCGAGAGAUAUUCCGAAUGCAACAAAAUGUGCGAAGUCACGAUUGCCAACCUGCAAGGUCUUCUUUCGCCUGCUGGGUUGGGCCAUCCACUGAAGGAUACUACGCUGCACGUGGAAAAAGGCCUCGUUUGCGCGCCGUUGGGUGCCCUCACAAGCCUUCCUCCAUAUGCAAGUAACGGGGGUGGGACAGCUGUCCUUCCUAGCUACGUGUCUGCAACGACAACGAGCGACCAGCCAUCUCCGCCGGUCAUCGACUGCGUCUUCACACGCUGGUCCGAGUGGACUCCGUGCUCCAGGACGUGCGGCAACGGACGGCGUGAGCGCAGGCGCAUGAUCAAACUCAAUCCGCAGAACGGCGGCAAGCCAUGUCCCAAGAAGCUCGUACAACGUCGCAAAUGCAAGGAGAAUCCACCAUGUCCGGUUGACUGCAUGCUUACCCCGUGGGGCGAGUGGCAACCGUGCUCCAAGACGUGCGGACCAGGUGCAGUGCAGGAGCGCCACCGAACUGUGAAGCGACACCCGAAGAAUGGCGGUACCUCGUGCGCUCCCACUUUCGAGCGUCGCUACUGCAGUCUGCCUCCCUGCGAAUACCACCUGCACUGAGGGCGUCUCGGCUACACUUGCCGGCUCUCCAAUGGACAUCAAACGAAAGUACUUCCCGAGAACGCACCCCAACGACGGUAACCCCGGACACACAUAUCAUGAUCACUUCUAGAGCUAAUAAGCAGUAGGGCAAAAACGCUUCGCUCUCACCCGACUUCUGACGAUUCUUCAGCAACACUGCUUCUUCUUCGUUGCUCCCUCGAAGACGCAUCUCUAUCGUACUGACUCGGUCAAGCAUUGAACCAAAUAAGUUAGCGCUCUCGUUGCAUGCUGCUGCUUUUUUGGCCAGUGCGUUUCUUCUUUUCUCCCUGGCAUAGCAAAUGGUCGAUUGGACACGCGGUAGUGUUCAAGUUGAAUGAGCUCGUAGACUCUCAUCUAUAAUCUCCGUUGUAUCAUAAUUGCCGCGAUACAGGCCUCACCGUUUUAUCGUGAAGCGUCAUAUAGCGGACGACUCCUGCUUUACUCGCUGCAGCACAUUUUCUGGCCUCACAUGGGUGAAGGUAAUUCGAGUCUUGCGCCUCUAACGACUUGCGCUUCUGGCAUUUCGAACGGGAUAGUUAGUAGACGUGUGUAGGCCCUCUUUAUAAGAGUCUCAAGAAGUACAACAUCUUAGCCCAAUAUUGGACCAAUAUUGACAAUACUGGCCCAAUAUUGGUCCAGUCUAAUCCUUCGUCUAAUCCUAUGAUGAGACAGCACCGUGAACUAACGUACCACCCCAAGCAGCACAACAUCUUGGCCCAAUAUUGGCCGAAGAUUGGACCAGUAUUGGCAAUGCUGGCCCAAUAUUUGUCCAGUCUAAUCCUGCGUCUAAUCCCAUGAUGAGACAGCACGGUGAACUAACGUACCACCCUAAGCAGCACAUCUUGGCCCAAUAUUGGUCAAAGAUUGGACCAGUAUUGGCAAUACUGGCCCAAUAUUGGGCCAAGAUGUUGUGCUACUUGGGGUGGUACGCUAGUUCACGAUGCUGUUUCGUCUUAGGAUUAGACGCACUCAUCAAAACUACACCCUGAAAAAAAAGAACCUCACCGCAGAGCACGCUCGGAAUCAAUCGUAAUUCGGAAUGGCAUCGUUCCCUUCCCUGAUUAGUUGAGAAGCAGAAGUGUAUUUCUUUCUGUAUCAAUUAACACAUAUCAAAAUUGUACAAAAAUGCGUACACAUACUAUUUUCAGCAAAUCAGGCAAUGAUAUCAUGAGGGAUGAUGAUUGCUUUCAGAGCGUGCUACGCGGUGAAGUUCAGUUCAGUUUUUAGAGUGUGUCAGGAAAACUAAAAAGGAAAGUAAAAGUAAUAGCGCCUUAGAUGUGUUCCUUUUCACGAUGGACUGAUUUUAAUAGACCUUAAAUUGAAAAGCGUAGUAAAGGAUAUGUGUGUCGCAAGAAAGAAGUGAAGAGAAAAAGGAGCGCUAUACCUUCCUGUGGCAUUUGGUCUAAUGUGAAGCGUCAUCUCAUUGUGAGAUGUCGCAGUCCUCUCGUGGAAUUAUUUGUGAUUGGUUGGACAACCCAAUGAAUCUCCUGACAAAUAGAUUGAGACAUGCAUUUUCCCUUUUGACCAGUUUGUACAGGGUGUUUGCUCUAACAUGUCUAGAAAUUAUAUUUAAAGCG
Ornithodoros turicata is the source of this 4345-nucleotide messenger RNA. Its product is annotated as spondin-1-like. The coding region runs from base 87 to 2747 and encodes 886 amino acids. Lineage: Eukaryota; Metazoa; Arthropoda; Arachnida; Ixodida; Argasidae. The record is from RefSeq and is a predicted model, not a curated record. Gene Ontology annotation, molecular function: serine-type endopeptidase inhibitor activity. Gene Ontology annotation, biological process: cell adhesion. Gene Ontology annotation, cellular component: extracellular matrix. The transcript is spliced from 16 exons.